GACAACGUAUGAAUCAAACAUUCAAUCUGAUAUUGUUUUGUUUUCGUUGUGACCAUAUAAUCUUGUAGAAUAUGUCUAAAACAAAAACAGGAGCAGUGUGGGAAGAUAGAGAAGUUCUUUUUGAUCUGCCCUUUGCAUAUUUGAGGCUCAGACCAAGCGAGAAGAUAUUCGACCGUAUCGAACCCAUAGAAGAUACGAAAGGAAACAGCGGCACCAAAGGUCGAAUGGUGGUCACCAAUCUCAGGGUCAUCUGGCACUCGCUUGCUUCACCUAGGAUCAACUUGUCAAUUGGCCUCAACUGUGUCCUGUCUACAACCACAAAAGUGGUCAACUCCGGUCUACGUGGCACCACUCAGGCUCUCCACCUGCUGGCUGCAUUCAGGACUAGCCGCUAUGAGUUCGUCUUCACCAACCUGUCUCCUAACUGCAUCAGGCACUACACAUCUGUCGUUGGCGUACAUAGAGCGUACGCAGCGUCUAGGAUGUACCGCGACCUGAAGCUGAGAACGGCCGUAAUACAACACAAACAGUUGAAAGUGCUGCCUUUAGAAAAGAUUUGCCUGAACGAGCACAGCAUUUGGAACCUGUCAAGUGACUCCGGUAACCUCGGCUCCAUGGUGGUGACCAACGUGAGGGUAGUCUGGCAUGCUGAUGUCAACGACGCUUUCAAUGUAUCCAUGCCUUACAUCACUAUUGAGAGUAUUUCCAUGAAAGACUCAAAGUUCGGCGAGGCCCUAGUAUUCGUGGUCCGGCAAGAGUCAGGUGGCUACGUGCUGGGCUUCAGGGCAGACCCUACUGAGAGACUCCGCCCCCUGCUGGCCGAGCUGCGAGCGUUGCACCAGGCGUACAACGAGCGACCGAUCUUCGGGGUUGAGAUGACUUGGGGAAACGAGACGACAAAGCCAACAACAGAUGACAUUGAAGAAUUGGAAGAAAUAGGAGAACCUCGCGGAGAAAUGGGGCCUAAUCUAUACUUAGCAUCGCAACUGGCUCAGAAUAAAUCUGAGAACGAAGUACAGCCUGUUUACAGCUCUUAUUUAGGCCUAGCCAUCGAACCUUUGAAAGAAGGAUUUACUUUAAAAAGCCUUUUUGAAGUUCAAACCAAUUCGUAGUUAAAGGUGUAAAUUUUAUUUCUUCAAAUAACUAUUUAAUAAAUUAUUUUUCUUU
Molecule: messenger RNA, 1167 nt
Organism: Plodia interpunctella (Indianmeal moth)
Lineage: Eukaryota; Metazoa; Arthropoda; Insecta; Lepidoptera; Pyralidae
Gene: BBS5
Product: Bardet-Biedl syndrome 5
Exons: 7
Coding region: 72-1112 (346 amino acids)
Biological process (GO): cilium assembly; intracellular transport
Cellular component (GO): BBSome; ciliary basal body
Molecular function (GO): phosphatidylinositol-3-phosphate binding
Source: RefSeq, a predicted model, not a curated record